AUGAAAUUAUUUUUAACUAUGGGUGUCUCUGGGGUUUCAGUCGACGGUGAGGCAGCAGUGCCUGUAUACGUGUACGAGUCCAAAGUCCACUGUACCAAUGUCUUGCUGAGCCUGGAGGAGCAGCGGAGACAAGGCAUCUUGUGUGAUGUCACUGUGUUGGUGGAAGGCAGGGAGGUUCGAGCACACAGAGCUGUCCUUGCUGCUAGUAGCCGCUACUUCCUACAAGCCCUGCUUGGAUACAACGCGCCGUCAGGGGAGCCCAUCAUUAACCUACCUGACAAGGUCACUGCAAAGGGUUUUGCCCCGCUGCUUCAGUUUGCCUACACAGCCAAGCUUAUUUUAAGCCGAGAAAACAUCCAUGAGGUCAUCCUUUGUGCUGACUUCCUGGGUGUUCACAAUUUGGAGGAUUCCUGUUUCCGGUUUCUUCAAGCCCAGCUACAGAAUGACAGCCAGCUCACAAGUAAUGGCAAGGUGGUAUAUGAUGAUGACGUGGCCAAUAAUACUGUAUUUUCAGAGACAAUAUACACAGAAAAUUCUUCAGACAGUAGGCAGCACACCAGCAAUGUAGCAAUCACAAAGCCACUUCCAACAGACCUUCCUCAAUGCGCUUCAUACAGGAAAUAUCAGUAUCAGCACAACACUGAAACCCAUGAUGAUGAGGAUGAACAUAAUGAUAAUGAUAAUGAUGAUGGGGAUGAUGACGAUGACAUCAUUUUAGGCAACAAUACCUCCACUAGCCCAGUGAGCUCACAGCUCACAGACUGCUCGGAUGUCACGCAAACACUUCUUAGCCCCACCAGAAUCAAAGAGGAACCCGUCUUUGAUGACGAAGGAGACGAUCGGCGUGGAUGCAACCCAGAUUUGUGUACGGAAGAGGUGCUGGAGAUGGAACUGGAGGUUGAAGGGGUUCCUUUAGCAGUUGAGCAUUAUCCCAGCAGGGGCUCACCUUCGCCCUGCCUGCGCUCUUACCUCCAAAGAGGAGGGCUGGAUCUUAGCACCAUGCCAAAUACUACCAUCGAGCAACUCCUCUCCAAUAGACUCUCCCUCAAUCACUACAGGGAACUCGUCAAACAUAGGCAAAAGGACAAAAAAGAAGCGACGGUGAGCCUCAAAACUGGCAUUGCAGACGUACCAGAAGCACUGACCAACAAUGACAGCCCCAUGCCUAAAGCCUCUUCAUCCAAAUAUGAGGGGGAGUUAGACAGGCGCAGUGUCAUUUUUUCUUCGGCUGUAAGCGAUCAGCAACAAAUGAUGGCCCACUACGGAGAUGAAAAAUUCAGUGAAAAGAUCCCAGGCCUGAUGCAGAUUGAUAAAACUUCUACCGGCAGUACAUGUCUUACUGCAAACUGUCGUGCUCCCGUCAAGACGUCAGCCUAUUCCCCUGUCCCCUCUGAGCCCCUAACUCAGACUUCGAGCUCCCAUUCUUCGUUCUCAUUUGCAGAGGAUGGAGGAAGCGGCAGCCCACACUCCAACCUGCAACACUUUGACUUCUCCCUAUCCCCUCACUCUGGCUGUAUCUCUGGCCUAUCUCAGUGCCUAACGGGCAAGGAAGAGCCAAGGGACCUCCAAAGUCGAGAUGUUAUUUUUUCUCAGGGUUGCACUAACAUCAAAAGUGAGCAAGGAUUUGGUGCCAGCGGUGGAAACUCCAGCGACGAGUCGGGGUCUUUUUCAGAAGGAGACAGUGAAAGUGGUAACAGAGUAUCUCGACCUGAGGUAAAGCUACCUUUUCCUGUGGACCAGAUUACCAACCUACCACGCAAUGACUUCCAGAUUCUCAUCAAGAUGCACAAACUGACCUCAGAGCAGCUGGAGUUCAUUCAUGACAUUCGUCGACGCAGUAAAAACCGCAUUGCUGCCCAGCGCUGUCGCAAACGGAAGCUGGACUGCAUUCAGAACCUUGAAAGCGAGAUCCGCAAGCUGGUGUGUGAGAAAGAAAAACUGCUGAGUGAACGCAAUCAACUGAAGGUGUGUAUGUCUGAGCUGUGGCAGAACCUCUCCUUCCUCUCCCAGCAAGUUUGCAGAGAUGCGCAGGACAGCCAUUCCCCUCCUGUCUCCACCAGUAUUGACCUCACAUCCACCCUGGCAUCACUGGCUGCUGAUGAGGCUUCACACCACCCAAAGUCACUUCAAAGAAACGAAGUUGUAAGUGUAUCAGACGUCGGUCCCGAUUUAGGGGAGCUGAAGAAGGGGCAUCCGCGGGUGGAAGUUUGUGGUCAGGGUAACCCUAAAGGCCCGCUCGUGUUUGCACCAACAGAGGAAAUAUUCGGUCCCGCCGUAACUGUGGAUUUCUGUCAGGAAAUGAUAAAUAAAUGCACAACAGAGGAACAUAAGAGACAUGACAGUACUUAA
Molecule: messenger RNA, 2349 nt
Organism: Nerophis lumbriciformis (worm pipefish)
Lineage: Eukaryota; Metazoa; Chordata; Actinopteri; Syngnathiformes; Syngnathidae
Source: RefSeq, a predicted model, not a curated record